Puccinia triticina is the source of this 1266-nucleotide messenger RNA. RefSeq lists its product as uncharacterized. The record is from RefSeq and is a predicted model, not a curated record. The transcript has 5 exons. Gene Ontology annotation, cellular component: cytoplasm; transcription elongation factor complex; elongator holoenzyme complex. Bases 1 to 1266 code for a protein of 421 amino acids. Gene Ontology annotation, biological process: tRNA wobble uridine modification. NCBI's taxonomy places the organism in Eukaryota, Fungi, Basidiomycota, Pucciniomycetes, Pucciniales, Pucciniaceae.
AUGUCUUCGUUCAAGAGGAACCUCAACCCAACCAACCGGAAACAAACACCAUCGAGCUAUCCAGCUGGCUUCCAUCCAUCCCAUUACAAUGGCGUUCCAACCGCAUCGACCGGGAUAGCCUCCCUAGACGACCUUCUCGGAGGUGGACUACCGAUUGCAUCUAGCUUCCUCAUCGACGAGGACCAGGAUGGGGGAUACGCGAAACUUAUGCUCCGGUAUUCGAUCGCACAAGGGAUCGUUUCCAACCAACACCUCAUCAUCGUCGGAUCAUCCCUUGACGAAGGCGGCGACCCUGAGAAAAUUGUCGAUCGACUGAUGUCUUUGGAUGACUCUGACGAGCCUAUUGAACCGACAUCAUCCAGCAAUCAACACCAAUCAACCGCAAGCUGCUCAACUCCACAAUCGGAUCAAUCCAAACAAACCCCACCAAGCGAAUCGGAGAGCAUCUACCAGCAAUCAAGAUGUCACUCGUUCAACCUGAGUAAGACAAUGAAAAUCUCGCCGGACUUACGUUCAAAAAUCGAUUGCCUGGACGUCAAAAAUUUGGAAAAUUUACCCACCAGUUUACUCGCCCGAAUCAAACAAAUCAUCGAAAACAAGCAAAAAGUCUCAUCAUCGAACCCCUCGUUUCGGAUAGUGAUUCAAUCUAUUGGGUCUAUAGGCUGGCCACCGAUGGAAGAUCACAUGAUUUUCCGAUUCCUCAAAGAUCUCGAAACAGUACUCCGAGCCCCGGAUGCCCCGAUGAUCGCGAUCAUCAGUUUCCCGAGCGCGUAUCGUUCUUCUGACUUGGCUAAGAUUUUACCAUGGGCCACGUCCGGGUCUUUAUCUCUUCAAAGUUUUGCUGGGGAUGAAAAGAGUCAAGCCGCAUUUCCUAAUCAUCAGGGUGCUGUACACUUCAUCAGGUUACCAAGUCCAUCAUCGCUAUCGCCCCCAGCGACGAAACUAUCAGUGAUUCGAGCCCUAGGCGGGGCCUCGGAAGCGGGGAUCGGCAGUAAUCUAGGGUUCAAGUUAGGUCGCAGGAAAGGCUUUCGGAUCGAGAUGAUGGGACUGGGUCUGGACCUAGAGAAUGACAAUCCAACCGAAGAAGCUCCGGCCACACCCCGAAGAGAUGAGCCUUCCGAAGUCCCAACUGAUGAUAUCGAUCAGCUCAAAAUUGCAAAUCCUUCCCAAGUCAAGAGGAAGUCUGCAAAACCUAAACCGAAAGUCAGAUUCGGUGACCCCUCUCAUGAUUCUUCUCAUGACAUCCUGAAAAAUACGGAUUGGUAG